AUGACCCUUUUUUCUCGGACUAGCAACCCAUUUCUCCCCUCCAUUCGAGUUAGGGUUGUUCCGUUCGGCGUGGUUCAUCUUUCUCCUACGAGGACAGGUUCGUCUCAGGUGACCCGAUCCUCCACAGCGCCAACAGCUUUGCUUCUUACAACUGGCCGAAAAGUGCCCGACCACACCACAAGUCCAGCAUCUCAGAGUUUUUCACGGGCGAACAUCGGCGUUUCCCGGACCCUUUUCCUUCUCGUUUACAGUCUCCCUCUGCCGUACACCACCGAGCCUUGUGCCCGAACUCGCCACAAGUCAUGCAGUUCGGUCCCAAAGACCUUGGGUUGCCUCCAUAGUUUGUCGGACAGUUGCGGGCCCGAUGACCACCAUACUUGCAACUCCAACACACCAGCCCAUAUCGCCCUGGUGUGGGCUUGUGAAAUCGAUAACGCAGAUCCCAGGCUCUCCUAUUGGGAACUGCCUCAGCCUUCCAGUCCUAUUCCACCUUUUGGGUCCCGUAUCUGGAUCCGCUCCCGGUCCUCCUUUUUUAUCACUUACCUUGCCCCCACACCCGGGGGGUUUCUACCUACACCCCCUCUUAUUCUAUCCCAGAGUUGUUCGCUGGUCCGAGCCGCCUCUAUGGCUGUGGCCAGGCUGACCGGUCACGCCUUUAGAACAUCGCCCUGUCACUCAGCGUAUCCACUAGGCCAACAAGGCCUGAAUAGGACCACUGUCCCGAGUCGCCAACUCCGGAAAAGGUAUCGCCACUAG
This is a messenger RNA of Acanthosepion pharaonis, 756 nucleotides long. The record is from the annotation of a GenBank genome assembly. NCBI's taxonomy places the organism in Eukaryota, Metazoa, Mollusca, Cephalopoda, Sepiida, Sepiidae.